CGUGGACCGGCAGUGAUUUGCUUCUGGCUUGGCUAGCUGGUCUCAGGGGUGGGUUACUGUGAAGUGGCAGAAGUGGGUAUUUUGUGUGCUAUUGUGUUUUAAAGUUGUAAGUCGUCUUUAGUGUCACUGCCAAGCUAAUAAGUGAGAGUAGAGUGUUUAUUCCAGGACAAUGUCAAAAAGCAGUGGGAAAGCCCUCAACCUGAGAGAGAAGCUUGAUGGAAAUGAACUGGACCUGAGCCUGAGUAACCUAGAGGAAGUUCCAGUCAAAGAGCUGGCGGCUUUAUCUAAGGCUACUUCACUGGAUCUCUCCUGUAACAGUCUCACUUCCCUUUCGCCAGAUUUCUGCACUCUGACACAUCUGGUGAAACUGGAUCUCAGCAAGAACCAGCUCCAGCAACUGCCUCAAGACUUUGGACAUCUUGUCAAUCUGCAACAUCUGGACCUGCUGAGCAACAAGCUGGUGAUGCUGCCGGUCAGCUUUGCAGAUCUUAAGAACUUGAAGUGGUUGGAUCUGAAGGAUAACCCCCUGGAUCCCUACUUGGCCAAAGUUGCAGGAGAUUGUCUGGAUGGAAAACAAUGCCAGCUGUGUGCCACCAAGGUCCUGAAACACAUGGCAACCAUUCAGUUUGAGCAAGAACGAGAGACACAGCGCUGCUUAGAGGCAGAGAGAGAACAGGAGCGGCGUAGAGAAGCUGCGCAAAAACAGAAGGAAGCCAGAGAGCGAGAACUACGGAAACGACAAAAAGCAAAAGCUAAGGAAAAGAGAAGGCAAGAGUAUGUCGCCUCUAAAGAAGCCAAGGAAACCCAGAAGAGGAAGGAAGAACAGGGUGAUAGUCUGAAGGAGAAUACUGUUCCUAACUCAAGAAGAGUACCUGAACAGAAACAUUUUCGAUGCAGUUUGUUACUUAAACUUCUGUUAUUCCUGAUUAUGUGUGCUAUCUGUGCCGUAAGUGUCGUUGCUGUUUGCAGAGUCACGGAACUGCAGCAUAAACCCCUCUGUUUGACAGUUAGCACACUAUACGAGGAUACCCUCUCCACUGUGAAUAACCAUGAGGUAGUACAGAAGAUACUGCAGAGAAUUUCCCAGCUGUGAUAUGAAAUAGGGGAAAAAUUAUCUCCAACGAAUUCCUAUGGAAUUGCCUUACUCAGAGGAGACUGCUUGAACCAAAUCAGUGUUGCUUUGUUUUGACUGCCUGCACUCUUGUUUAAUUUACUAAGAAUGCCACACUAAAAAGUUUUUCAGCUUCCGGUAGAUUUUUCUGAUAAGAACUUAGAGAGAGUUAAGGGACUUCUUUUUCCCCAGGGAUAUGGAAGUGGCCUCCAACACAGUUACCCCUCUAUGCUUAAAGUGGGAUUGGGCACUUCCUGACUAGUUGUUAAUCUGUUAAUUUUUAGGUGACAUGUUUCCUAGUGCCUUUGUUAUGAGAUAGCCCAAGCUUGGUAGCUUGCCAUCAAACAAACUCUUUGUUGUUUUAGACACCUUCAUGAUAAAUUAUAGGAUAAAGAGACCAGGGUUUUUAUUAGUGUUCUGACCUUUUUGGCCGAAAUGCUUGAUAGAAAAUGUCUGUCAUUACAUUAUUGUGGUGAUACAACUAAGAAGAUUAAAAUAAAUGUGGCUAGUUUUGUUGCUGCUCUGGGACAUGUAGAAUAGCAGAAACAAAGCUGUUGUAUGAUCUACAAAAAUGGCUGUUUCAUAUUUCAACACUACCUAUUUCACUAUUUCUGGAAUGUGUUUAACAGAAAUAAGUAGAUAUGUAAGCUGUAUUUUUAAUUGGAAAGGAGGUCAUCACCUUGAAGGAAGCAUGGCAAGUUCUAAUUUGUAAACGCAGUGUCAGCACAAUUUUGACCAUGAUUACUUACUCAAAGUAGUGGAAAAAAAUACACAUUGAGAAAAUGGGAGUGGACCAGUUCUUUGUAGGAGCUGGUUUCUGCCACACAUAAAGGCCAAUGGUUAUAAUGUCAGUGUCAGAGGGUGUGUGUGGUUGUGUGUCAGAGGGUGUGUGUGGUUGUGUGUCAGAGGGUGUGUGUGGUUGUG
Molecule: messenger RNA, 2035 nt
Organism: Protopterus annectens (West African lungfish)
Lineage: Eukaryota; Metazoa; Chordata; Ceratodontiformes; Protopteridae
Gene: LRRC59
Product: leucine rich repeat containing 59
Exons: 8
Coding region: 170-1093 (307 amino acids)
Molecular function (GO): protein binding
Source: RefSeq, a predicted model, not a curated record